Molecule: messenger RNA, 2259 nt
Organism: Osmerus eperlanus (European smelt)
Lineage: Eukaryota; Metazoa; Chordata; Actinopteri; Osmeriformes; Osmeridae
Gene: ciz1b
Product: cdkn1a interacting zinc finger protein 1b
Exons: 14
Coding region: 258-2120 (620 amino acids)
Cellular component (GO): nucleus
Molecular function (GO): nucleic acid binding; zinc ion binding
Source: RefSeq, a predicted model, not a curated record
CCAAAAAACCCUGCAAACCCUUCACUCCUAUUCGCACAGUUCGCGUAAAUUCAGAAGACUUUUAUUCUGAAAACGAUAGCUUAAGCGUGAGCACGUAAACACCACUCUGAAAAGAACCAAGCUUCAACCGUACAACGAAAGCAUUCUCUUAAAACAACAGCAUUAAAACGACAGUUCUCUGCUCAACGCCAACCUCCCAUUAACUGCAGAUGAAAAGGACUGUGUUCAGAGACAGCUAGCGAAAUAGCUAAAGAAAUAUGUUUAACCAUUACCAGCAACAAAAACAUCCACGAGCACAGCCACAGCAAAGAAACCAUGGAGGGAGUCGACCCUACCCAGUGCGAAUCUCUGGUCCUCGAGGCUGUGUCUGCCGCCCUGUCAACUCCCUGCCCCUGCCUCGGGCUCCACCAAACCUCCUGACACACCCCCUCCACCUCCACACGCACCCCCUGAUGCAAGGUGUUGAGGUCAGGUACCAGGGCAGAGGUCCUCCUGGUGUGCUGCUGAGCUACAUCACCACAGAAGAAGAGAGGGAUGACGUCGAGGCCUCUCUCACGCCAGGACCAGGGUUAGCACCCCAGCACGGCCAAGGUAAGAGGCCGAGGAUGAACGGAUCAGAGCAGCCUUGUAGGGCUGUUGGUGGUGAGCAGGGAAAUGAUGCCCAGGUGCUAACAGAGGAGGUGGGGCCUGGAGGUGGAGGAUGUGCAGGUGUUGAACCCACAGACGCCCUUGGAGAUCUCUCAUCACAGGAGUGCAGUGAGCAGAAGCCACCAGCAGAGGGGGUGGGCUCGUCCCUGAAGGUCACCAUCCAGAGGAGCAGUGAGAGUCGAGCGUUCAGCACUGGGCUGGAGGAGGCCAGCGACACGGCGCCUCCCUCAGGACAGGAGGGGAACAGCGCUGCUGCUGACAGACACUACUGCCACCUGUGUAGAACUUCCUGCCACAGCCAGCAGGGGUUCCAGAGUCACAUGAGCAGUGAGAGUCACCAGCAGCGAGGGAUGGAGGUGCAGAACCAGAGCUCAGCCCGGCUGGACGGCCUGCUGCCCCACACACACCCUCCACUGCAGGGGAGCCAGGCUGAUGGGGUCAGGGGUCAAGGCGUGCAGCGGUGGUGUGCCACCUGCCAGUCCCCCUACAGGGGCGACCUCAUCCUCCACCGUCGGACCCCGGAGCACAAGCUGUGUAAGCAGUCGUCACGGCCGUUCUGCCCGGCGUGUAACCGCCCCUUCCGGACGCCGCGGCGCUUCGUGGAACACAUGAAGUCACCGGAACACAAACGCCAGCUGGAGCAGCUGCGUCAAGAGGCGGAGCCUGAUGUCCUGGAGGAGGAGCUUAUCACGCUGGAUGCGGUGGGUUGCUUCGAGGGGGAGCAGAACUACCGGAGGGAGACCAGGGGGGAGGAGGAGGAGAAGGAGAAGGAGAAGGAGGAGGCAAACAGGGAGGAGGAGAGCAGGAAGCAGGGGGAGUCCAGGAAGGAAGAGGAGGGGACAGGGGAGAGCAGGAUCGAGAUUAGGGAGCAGGAGAUCCAAGAGGAGGAGGAGGAGAACCAGGAGGAGGAGAUCCAAGAAGAGGAGGAGAUCCAAGCGGAGGAGGAGGAGAACCAGGAGGAGGAGGAAGUGGAUAUCCAAGCGGAAGAGGAGGAGAACCAGGAGGAGGAGGAAGUGGAGAUCCAAGAGGACAAAAUGUCAGUAGGAGGCCUGAAGGAUUCUCAGGAGGAGACAAUCAAUGACUCCAGCUUUGUGGUUCCUGUGUCAGGUUUCCUCUGCAGACUCUGUCACAAGUUCUUCUAUCUGGAUUCCAGAGCCAGACUUUCUCACUGCAGAUCCCCAGCUCACCUUCACAAUGUCCAGAGGUAUAACUCUCUGAGGAGAUCAAGGAGCUCAGCUGGAGAAGAUGUAGAAACACACACUAAUCUGCCCCCAGACCAGGUCCCCAGACCAGGUCUAAUCUGCCCCCAGACCAGGUCUAAUCUGCCCCCAGACCAGCUGGACUGGGACCACACUGCCCCAACCUCACCCGGGACAGGAAGUUGGGUCAUCUCCGUGACGAUGGUGCCACAUCAGAAGGGGUUGCAGACAGUGCCAGCUGUAAGGACACCUCAGAGAUCUAGUGGGCUCUGAUUGGCCAGAUCCAAGAGAGUUAACGACCAUGAUUAGACCCAGAUCUACUGAUUAAGUGCCAGAAGCGUUUUAUUGACAUGUGAUACAAUACAAAUACUGACACUAUAUUAAUAUAUUUGUACAUAAAAUAAAUCUAUAU